This is a messenger RNA of Penicillium mononematosum, 1488 nucleotides long. RefSeq lists its product as uncharacterized. Bases 1 to 1488 code for a protein of 495 amino acids. Lineage: Eukaryota; Fungi; Ascomycota; Eurotiomycetes; Eurotiales; Aspergillaceae. The record is from RefSeq and is a predicted model, not a curated record. The transcript has 2 exons.
AUGGAGGCCUUAUGGCGCCUCCUCGGAGCAUUUCCACCAAAAAGUCCACCACCGCUUGCUGGGAGUGACGAUGUCUAUCCUGUUCACAUGCUAGACGACACCAAGACGCUGCGGGACAUCGUCGUCACAUGGACCCUGCGCUUUAACGAUGUGCUAGAUGCGGACAGCCUGCACGCUUCACUGUCCAAAUUGCUGGAGAUUGGAGACUGGAGGAAGCUCGGCGGUCGGCUGAGGUUAAAGAAUGGAGAGCUGGAGAUCCAUGUCCCCCGGCCCUUCACGGCGGAACGUCCUGCGGUGUGCUACACCCACCAAGUCCUAGCCGUCAAUAUCGAAGACCAUCAACUGGCAAAGACUCUUCCCAAAGCUACCGAGGCCCCAUCCAUCCAGCCCGGGCCUCAGGAAUAUCGAGUAUUUGCGGCUCGGGAAGAUGCGCCGGCGACACUCGAAGACUUUAUCUACAAGGACACGCCCCAGCUGUCGCUCCACAUAACUUCAUUCAACGAUGCGACGCUCGUGGGUCUCUCAUGGCCGCACACACUUAUGGACGUCAUGGGUCAGCAGGCCCUCCUUCGUGGCUGGUCUCUUGUGCUAGCUGGCCGGGAGUCGGAAGUGCCGCCCAUGCUCGGAGCACGAGAGGACGCCGUGUGCGUAGCGGCAGAUGCACCCGAGGAGCCGGAGGAGUUUAGGGUAAGAGAGAAGCGGCUGAGGGGAUGGGGUAUGCUCGUGUUCGGGGUUCGAUUCGUGUGGGAUAUGCUGUGGAACCAGAUUGUUGAGACCCGGACCAUCUUCCUGCCUAAGAGGGUGGUGAGCGAGUUGAGACGUCAGACACAGGGCGACUUGCCUGUUCAGGGCAUGGGAGAGGUGAAGCCAUUUAUAAGCGAGGGUGAUGUGCUGACGGCUUGGGCAGCGCGCGCUGUGGCAUGCUCCCUGCCGCAACCACGGCCAGUGACGGUACUCCAUGCGCUCAACGCACGAUUUCGGCUCUCGUCCUUGAUUCAGGCCUCCGGUGUUUACGUCCAGAACAUGGCGGUGGCAGCCUUCACAUUCUUGUCCCCCGAGAUCGCGACGGGCCCUCUGGGACCCAUCGCUCUGGAGAACCGUCGCCAUUUAAUGGAGCAAUCAACGGAGGCUCAGGUUGUGGCCUUCCUGCGCGAGUUGCGACGGGGCUCUAAGGCCGGCAGCGACCCGGCGUUGCUCUGUGGUGAGUCUAACGCCAUACUAAUAGCCUUCACCAAUUGGACAAGAGCCGAUUUCUUCAAGGUGGUUGACUUUAGCCCUGCAAUUGUGCGUGUUGGCGAAACGGCCGAAACGAGAAGCAACCCGCCCGGCACCAUGGUGUUUCACCACGCGCAAUCAAUGCGACAAAGUCCGACAGCCAGGAACGUGUUCGUGGUGCUGGGCAAGGACAACAACGAUAACUACUGGGUGACCGGAGUCUUGCUGCCCUCGGCCUGGGCGAAGAUCGAAGAGGAACUAAAUAGGAUGUGA